CAAAACAGCAAAGAACAAACGUCUUCUUCUUCUUCUUCUUCUCUCUACACAACAAAGAGCUUCUCUCUCUCUUUUGUCUUUCCCAUUCUUUUCUCUUUUGUCCUCCUUCCUCUACACUCUCCGUAUCUUACAAUCGAACCCGAAACGUCUCUUCUUCCUUCUCUUUCUGUCUAUUUUCAAAACCAUUUCUCUCAAUCUCUCUCGGCUCUUGUCUCCUUGAUGAUACUACCCUUGUCUUCAUUCCCACUCCCGACAUACCCAUUUCAUCUCCAUCUCCUACUUUUAAGAAAAAUCUAAUCUUUCGUGUCUUUUCACUAACCAACACGGCAUUUCCACUCGCAAAUCUAUAAAAGUUCGAUACUUUAUCGGUCUGAAUCUCGAGAAUUCCAAAGAUUCACAGACCCACGUGCUCUCCUAUUUAAAGUAACUUUUUUAAGAUGGAAGCAGAAACAUCUUGGACUCAUUAUCCGUACAACUACAUUACUACUACAUACAUCACUGAAGCUGAACCAUACUCUGAGCAAAGCGAUGAUGAUGAGACCACCAAAGACCAAACCCUCUCAAUAGAUUCUCUCCUCCCAGACGAUUUACUAGAGAGAAUCUUAUCCUUUCUCCCUAUUGCAAGCAUCUUCAGAGCAGGAACCGUCUGCAAAAGAUGGAACGAGAUUGUAUCUUCUCGUAGAUUCUUAUGGAACUUCUCCAACAACAACAACAACUAUGUCUCUCAGAAGCCUUGGUACUUCAUGUUCACUAGCACUGAUGAUCCAUCCGGUUAUCUUUAUGACCCGGUUAUCAAGAAAUGGUAUACCUUUGACCUCCCUUGUAUCGAGACUUCGAAUUGGUUUGUUGCUUCCUCUUGUGGAUUGGUUUGUUUCAUGGACAAUGACUGUAGAAACAAGAUCUACGUCUCAAACCCUAUCACUAAACAAUGGAGGAGACUCAUUGAGCCACCAGGUCAUAAAUCUACAGACUACACAGCUUUGUCUACAUCCAUGAACAGAGCAAAACAGAGCUACUCUGUUUCUGUAGUGAAGUCAAAGCAAGUUCCGGGGGAUUUUUUUCAAUGGGAACUCUCUAUUCACCUCUACAGCUCUGAGACAAUGACGUGGACAACUUCCUUAACCGAUGUGUUAACCGGAUGGAGAGGAGGAGACGAGAGUGUGAUCAUCAAGAAUGUUCUUUACUUCUUGAUUUACUCUACAGGAGGGUCUGAUCAUCGCCACGGUUUGAUUGCUUCCAACUUAUCAUCCUCCUCCUCCACGUCAUCUUUGAUGAGGAGUUUCAUUACAAUGCCGUGUUCUUUAACCUGUGGGAGGUUGAUGAAUCUCAAGGAGAGGCUUGUGGUCGUUGGAGGGAUAGGGAAACAAGAUAGGCCAGACAUUAUCAAAGGGAUUGGGAUAUGGUGUUUGAGAGAAGGUGGGAGAGAGUGGCAAGAGAUGGCGAGGAUGCCUCAGAGAUACUUCCAAGGGUUUGGUGAGUUGGAUGAUGUUUUUGCGAGUAGUGGUGCUGAUGAUAUGGUUUAUAUACAGAGUUAUGGUUCUCCUGCGCUUUUGACUUUUGACAUGAAGUUAAAGUGUUGGAAGUGGUCUCAGAAGUGUCCUGUCUCCAAGAAGUUCCCUCUUCAGCUCUUUACUGGGUUUAGCUUUGAGCCAAGACUCGAGAUUGCUCCUUGA
Molecule: messenger RNA, 1673 nt
Organism: Eruca vesicaria subsp. sativa (arugula)
Lineage: Eukaryota; Viridiplantae; Streptophyta; Magnoliopsida; Brassicales; Brassicaceae
Source: the annotation of a GenBank genome assembly